This is a messenger RNA of Sarcophilus harrisii (Tasmanian devil), 2813 nucleotides long. It is a transcript of the gene SLC26A11, whose product is annotated as solute carrier family 26 member 11. Lineage: Eukaryota; Metazoa; Chordata; Mammalia; Dasyuromorphia; Dasyuridae. The transcript is spliced from 17 exons. Bases 14 to 1963 code for a protein of 649 amino acids. Gene Ontology annotation, biological process: transmembrane transport. The record is from RefSeq and is a predicted model, not a curated record. Gene Ontology annotation, molecular function: secondary active sulfate transmembrane transporter activity. Gene Ontology annotation, cellular component: membrane.
GUAGCCUGGGGCGAUGGGAGUGAGUUUUGUCUCCUGGCCCAGCUCCUCCUCCUCCCGCGAUCACAUGAGCAGGGCCAGAGGCGAACAGUCCUGUUCUAGCACUUCUUUGCCCCUUCCCUCCCCCCUCCCCCCCCCCCCCCCCCCCCCCCCACUUCUGUUCCCCAGAGCUGGAAUCUUCGGAGGAUUGAGACGGUCCGGGUCGGGGGCGCAAGGACUGUUUACUAUCUGCAGAGCACAGGUCAGAUCAACAGAUUUCAGCAUGACAGAGAGAGCCUGGUGCUGUUCCCUAAAAAUAGUUCAAAAAAGGCUUCCCGUACUGGGAUGGCUUCCCCACUACUCUCUGAAGUGGUUACAACUGGACAGCAUUGCUGGGUUCACUGUGGGGCUUACUGUUGUACCCCAGGCUCUGGCCUAUGCUGAGGUGGCUGGAUUGCCUGUCCAGUAUGGUCUCUACUCCUCCUUUAUGGGAUGUUUUGUGUAUUUUUUCCUGGGCACCUCCCGGGAUGUGACGCUGGGCCCUACAGCCAUCAUGUCUUUACUGGUUUCCUUCUACGCCUUACACCAGCCUGCCUAUGCUGUGCUCCUAGCUUUCCUCUCUGGCUGUAUCCAGUUAGCCAUGGGGAUCCUGCACUUGGGGUUCCUUCUGGAUUUCAUUUCCCUUCCUGUUAUUAAAGGUUUCACAUCUGCUGCUUCCAUCACCAUUGGGUUUGGCCAGAUCAAGAACCUCUUGGGUCUACAGGACAUUCCUCAGCAGUUUUUCCUUCAGGUGUAUUACACUUUCCUCAGAAUUGGGCAGACCAGGGUAGGAGAUGCUGUCUUAGGGCUGAUCUGCAUAGUGCUCCUGCUGCUGCUGAAGAUGAUGAGGGAGCAGGUGCCACCCCUCAAUCAACAGGUGCCGCCUUGUGUCCGGCUCAGCCGCCUGAUAGUCUGGGCCACUGCAACAGCCCGCAAUGCUUUAGUAAUACUGUUUGCUGGCUUGAUUGCCUACUCCUUCCAGGUGAUGGGAUCUCAGCCAUUCCUUCUGACUGGGAAAACAGCAGAAGGUCUUCCUCCCUUCCAGCUUCCUCCUUUCUCUCUGGUCACUCCCAAUGGGACUGUGCCUUUUCACCAAAUGGUACAGGAUAUGGGUGCUGGGCUGGCUGUGGUGCCCUUAAUGGCCCUGUUGGAAAGUAUCACUAUUGCCAAAACCUUUGCAUCUCAAAACAAUUAUCACAUUGAUUCCAACCAAGAGCUGCUGGCUAUUGGUAUUACCAAUUUACUGGGGUCCUUUGUUUCUUCCUACCCUGUCACUGGCAGCUUUGGACGGACAGCAGUGAAUGCCCAGACAGGGGUAUGUACUCCAGCAGGAGGACUAGUGACAGGAGUUCUGGUAAUGUUAUCUCUUGCCUAUUUGACUCCACUUUUCUACUAUAUACCCAAGGCUGCUCUGGCAGCUGUCAUCAUCAUGGCUGUUGCCCCUCUAUUUGAUGCUAAAAUCUUCUGGAAGGUCUGGCAUGUAAAAAGAAUGGAUAUGGUACCAUUGUGUAUAACUUUCUUACUCUGCUUUUGGGAAGUGCAGUAUGGCAUCUUGGCUGGAACCCUGGUAUCUGGAAUGAUUCUACUUUACCAUGUAGCCAGACCCCAAAUUCAGCAAGUAUCAAAAGGCUCAGUGCUUAUCCUGCAGCCCAUUAGUGGCCUUCACUUUCCAGCAGUUGAAGCUCUUCAGGAGACUCUAUUUAGCCAGGCUCUUGCAGCAUCACUCCCAUGUUGUACCAUCUUGGACUGUACCCAUGUCAGCAGCAUUGAUUAUACGGUGAUGACAGGACUUGGGGAAUUGCUAGCAGAGUUUCGAAAUCAUGGGGUUUCCUUGGUUUUUGCCAAAUUACAGGCUCCUGUUCUUUCUGACCUUCUGAAUGCUGACCUGAAGGGAUUCCAAUAUUUCUCCACCCUUGAAGAAGCAGAGAACUAUCUGAAUGAAGAGUAAAGUUUCUAGCCCUGUGAUAUCAAUGAAGAUUCCACCAGAACCCAGAUUUAUCCCAUUUAUGCCACCAAUUGGCCUUAUUCUAGGGCAAGAGAUGGUGAAAAGGUCUCUCCAUCAAUAUAUACCAUUGAUGCUGUCACUGUGGAUUUCCCUUAUGAUGCAUCUUUUGGGCAGGCGUACCCACAGAAAACUCCCGCAGGAGAUACUAUGGAAAACUGAUGGAAGAAAAACAUAGUCAUCUUAAAAUGAACUCAGAUCUUUAGGGAACAAUGAUUUGGAGCAUUUGACUCAGAUGAAUGACAAUUUCUAGCAUUCUCAGAGAAUUGCUCUUCUAACUGAAAAUGAUUUCUAUUUCUCCUCUCAUUUCCUUCCCCUACUUCUUUACUCCUGGUCUAUAUUUAGACCUGCUUACUCCUAACAAUAAGGGACCUUCCUAUCAGUUUUCAAGCAAUACAAGGGCCUUCCCUUAGCCUUGACAUCAGAGUUGAGUCAUGUAAAUACAAAGAGAACCCUUGAGCUGGAACUUUGGUUCGAUUUUGGACUUUAGAAAUUCCAUUAAAAAGAAAAAGGGCAUGGUAGGGAAGGUAAGAGGAAACUCUAUUAAUGUGAUUUCUUAGUGUAACGAGAGGACAAUAACACUCCUUGAAUUUUCCUGGAUACUGGAUUAUAUCAGAACUGGAAAGGACCUAAGCAGAUAUUUAGUCAAGCCCCCCUCAUUUCACAGGUGAGGAAAUAGAAGACCAGAAAAGUUAAGUAAUUCACCAUAUGAGCUUGGACAGUAAAUAUCAGAGCUGGGAUUAGAACUCAGGUCGUGACACAGUGGACAGAGUUCCCCUACCCAGAAUCAGAAAGG